Messenger RNA from Glycine soja, 1078 nucleotides. Its product is annotated as transcriptional regulator SUPERMAN-like. NCBI's taxonomy places the organism in Eukaryota, Viridiplantae, Streptophyta, Magnoliopsida, Fabales, Fabaceae. The coding region runs from base 265 to 900 and encodes 211 amino acids. The record is from RefSeq and is a predicted model, not a curated record. The transcript has 2 exons.
UAUAGUAUAAGCAUUAUUUGCGAGGGCUUUUCCAGGUUAAGGCAAAAGGGUAUACCACUUUCACACAGCUUCUCCACUAUACUUGCAAAGAAAUAUCCAAAUACAGUAGCUGCAGACAGUGGCAGAUGAAGUACGCCUGCUGAGAGAGAUCUUCACUUUCUGCCUCAGAAUAUAUAUGAAGCUGAGCUUCAAUAUGGAUCACUCUACUCAUUAGUUUUGAAGUCCAAAGAAGUAAAAUUUUGGAAGAACAAGACCAAGAGUUCCAUGGAAGGAAACUUUCUGACCAGAAACACGCAUAAUAAAGGGGACAGGUUUGGGUUUGAGGAGCAUUCAUGGCCUGCUAGAAACUAUGCUUGUAGCUUUUGCAAGAGAGAGUUCAAGUCUGCUCAAGCCUUGGGUGGCCACAUGAAUGUUCACAGAAGGGAUAGGGCAAGAUUGAGAUCUUGCUUAACCCCAUCAUCAUGGGUUUCUUCUGAGUUUCCUAAUAAACCUAACCCUAGCAUUGAGCCUAACCCAACUCAUCUUUCAUCCUCCUCUCCAUCAUCAUCAUGCAUAUCUAAUAACCUGUUGAAUUGUGCUCAUACGUCUCCACUUUAUAUCCCUUCUUUGACUUUGUCUUCUUCACUUACUCCAGCUUCUCCCAAUGGAGACAAGAAACCAAGAAGAGUAUCUCCCCAUCUUCUUCCUCUUUUGAUUCAUCAACGCUGUGAGGAAAUUAAGAUGAGUAAGAACAAAGCGAGUGGUUUAGGAGUUGAAGAAGUACGGGGUUGUGCAAUAGGGGAGGAACUCAAGUUUUUCAAGAGUAGUACUAGUGAGCAUAACAUCAAGCUGGAGUUGGGAAUAGGGUUGAUUAAACAACCAGAAAAGUUAGAUUUGGAGCUACGAUUGGGGCACUGCUAGCUAGCAAAGUGUAAUUUGUCAAACAAAUAUCUGUCUGAUCUGCAAGUCUGCAACUUCAAAUUUGAUUUAACUUCUUGCACCAGUAAUUCGUUAACCCAUUUAAGCUGCUUAUUAUUCUAUUAUGUAUUUGAAGAACCGACCUUAUAUUUUGUGAACUGAGCUCUUCUAAAUUUGGUUA